This is a messenger RNA of Aspergillus sclerotioniger CBS 115572, 1290 nucleotides long. It is a transcript of the gene horA, whose product is annotated as ubiquinone biosynthesis protein COQ11. The transcript is spliced from 4 exons. The record is from RefSeq and is a predicted model, not a curated record. Gene Ontology annotation, molecular function: protein-containing complex binding. NCBI's taxonomy places the organism in Eukaryota, Fungi, Ascomycota, Eurotiomycetes, Eurotiales, Aspergillaceae. Bases 110 to 973 code for a protein of 287 amino acids. Gene Ontology annotation, cellular component: mitochondrion.
AACGAGCUUCGGAUUUCAAUUCUAAUGAGAAAUGCUUCGUUGAGGUUCUUAUUUGCGGUUUACUUUCUAUUCACACUUUAAAUUGGGCAUUAAUUGAAUCUACCCCACAAUGGCAGCAAAGAGGGUAGUCGUUGCCGGCGGAAACGGUUUCUUGGGAUCAAGAAUCUGCAAGUCUGCCGUCGCUCGAGGAUGGUCCGUUACAUCGCUAAGUCGCUCCGGAGAACCGCGGUGGGAUACCGUCACCAGCUCCCCCAGUCGUCCUAGCUGGGCCAGUUCUGUAGAAUGGGUCAAAGCCGAUAUUUUGAAGCCGGAAACCUACAAGCCGUUUCUGAACGGUGCGACGGCCGUCGUUCACAGCAUGGGGAUCCUCCUCGAGGCGGACUACAAGGGGGUAGUGCAAGGUCGAGAACCGAUUCUUAGCGGAUUGCAAAAGGCGUUUAGUGGGCCGAAGCUGGGGAGUCAGAAUCUGUUGCAGAGGCGAGAGGGAGAGCCGCUGGAGGUGAAGGAGCGGAAUGGACAGUUUACAUAUGAGUUGAUGAAUAGGGAUUCUGCGAUUGCGUUGGCGCAAGAGACCCUGAACGAACAUGUCCCGACUUUUCUCUACAUUUCUGCGGCGUCGGGUGCGCCGGUUCUCCCGAGUCGAUAUAUUACAACCAAGAGAGAGGCAGAGUCGAUCAUUGCGGCGAAGCUGCCGGAGUUGCGCAGUGUAUUUGUUCGAGCUCCGUUUAUGUACGAUGAAAGCAGAAAGUUCACUCUUCCGAUUGCUCUGGGUGGCUUCGUUGGGUCCCAGGUCAAUGCGCUUUUGGGCAACAGGCUGGAUUUUCUUGGAUCGAUGGUGACCAAGCCUUUCCAGGUGGGUGAUGUCGGUGAGGCUGUGGUGGAGGCCCUGGAUGAUGAAUCUGUCCGGGGAGCCCUGGGAGUAGCUAAGAUAGAAGCUCUAGCUACGAAGGCCUGGAGAAAGAGCAUGCUAUAGGGAGGACAGGAAAGGAAAAGCACAUGAAAUUGACUGUCAAGUGGCUAACAGUUUGGACUGAAGCUCCUGGCGCCUUAGCGGGAAGUUUCAAUCAAGACAGGCAAAAGAUAUUUUCUUGCGUUAACCAGAGCAAGAAAGACAUGCGAGGCUAAGCCAGAAUUUGGGACCAGGCAUUGUCUCGGGUUGAGAUAUCCGAGUCAGCGAAGUGCCUUUGUGACUGGGCAAUCGCGAACCACCCUGGGUCUCUGUUUCUGGAAGUUGUACAUUAUAUCAUGUAUCAUAACGAGGCUAUAACAAAACACCCCUAAUCAAGCUCC